Daucus carota subsp. sativus is the source of this 3521-nucleotide messenger RNA. Its product is annotated as protein SEMI-ROLLED LEAF 2. The transcript is spliced from 20 exons. The record is from RefSeq and is a predicted model, not a curated record. The coding region runs from base 183 to 3170 and encodes 995 amino acids. Lineage: Eukaryota; Viridiplantae; Streptophyta; Magnoliopsida; Apiales; Apiaceae.
UAAUAAUAAUUGAGGUGGAUGGAAUUAAAUGCCGGUGGUGUGAGGAAAGAGAAUAAGGAAGAAGAGGAGAAAAUCAAAAACAAUACUCGCAGUCUCUGUAAAUCUAUUUUUUCAAGCCUCGGCCUCUCUCACUCGUAUCAUUUAUUAAUGUGAAGGAGGAGGAGGAGGGGCUUGAAUUCGAAAUGGGGGUUAUGUCGAGGCGGGUUGUCCCCGUCUGUAGCAACGUGUGUUUUUUCUGCCCUUCGCUUCGGGCGAGGUCGAGACAGCCUGUAAAACGCUACAAAAAGCUUUUGGCGGACAUCUUUCCCCGCUCUCAGGAUGCUGAACCAAAUGAUCGAAAGAUUGGGAAGCUUUGUGAAUAUGCUUUAAAGAACCCAUUACGUACACCUAAGAUUACUGAAUAUUUAGAGCAAAGAUUUUACAAGGAUUUGCGGAAUGAACACUUUGGAUCUGUAAAAGUUGUGUUGCACAUUUACAGGAAGUUGCUCUCUACAUGUAAGGAACAGAUGCCACUUUUUGCUAGUAGUUCGUUGGGAACUGUUCGAACUUUAUUAGAACACACAGGGGAAGAUGAGAUGCAAAUUUUAGGUUGCAAUAUUAUUGUUGAGUUCGUGAACAAUCAGGUGGAUAGCACAUAUAUGUUCAACUUAGAAGGACUUAUCCCAAAACUUUGUCAGUUGGCCCAAGAAGUUGGUGAUGAUGAAAGAACAUUACAAUUACGGUCAGCAGGACUUCAGGCUUUAGCUUUCAUGGUUAAAUUUAUGGGGAAUCAUUCUCAUAUAUCAAUGGACUUUGACAAAAUUAUAUCAGUGACUUUGGAGAAUUACAUGGAUCUCUCCAUGAACCCAGAAACUACCAAACAAGAUGGGCAUAGUACUCAAUCGCAGGAACAGUGGGUCCAAGAGGUGCUCAAAGUGGACAAUAAUGGUUCAUCAUUCCCGAAUAUUGGCAUGAAGAUCUCAUCUACAGAUAACCUCAUUAAUACUAAACGAGGCGUAGCUGACAUGAUGGAUACACAUGGAACUCCGUCUUACUGGUCUAGAAUCUGCUUGCAUAAUAUAGCUCAAUUGGCGAAGGAAGCAACAACAGUGCGUCGUGUACUUGAACCUCUAUUCAACAGUUUUGACAAUGAGGAUCUUUGGUCCUCAGAUAAAGGAAUUGCUUGUUCUAUGUUGACAUAUUUGCAAACACAGCUGGAGGAAUCAGGAGGAAAUUCUCAUUUGUUUUUGUCACUCUUGGUCAAGCACCUAGAGCAUAAAAAUGUUGGAAAACAGUACAGUAUGCAGAUAGAUAUUGUCAACGUUGCCACACAGAUCGCGGAGAAUGUGAAGCCACAGUCCUCAGUUGCAAUUAUUGGUGCACUAGCUGAUCUAAUGAAGCAUUUACGCAAAUGCAUUCAGAAUGCAAUCGAAUCACCAAACCCUGAAGAUGGCUCAUAUAAAUGUAAUUUGGAUCUACAGAUUGCAUUGGAAAAUUGCAUCUCCAAGCUUUCGCAUAAGGUUGGGGAUGUGGGACCGAUUCUUGAUAUGAUGGCUGUGGUACUAGAGAACAUUCCAGUGACUGGAGUAUUAGCUAGGACAGCAGUUUAUGUUGUUUAUCGGACUGCACAGAUUAUAUCUUCUCUUCCUAAUGUAUUAUAUUACAAAAAGGCCUUUCCCGAUGCCCUCUUUCACCAUUUGCUCUUGGCGAUGGCUCAUCCUGAUCAUGAAACACGCAUAGGGGCACACCAUGUUUUCUCCACCGUCCUAUUACCAUCCCUUACUACUCCUUGGUCAGUUCAUGGUGGAUACCCUUCACAAGACCUACUUGGCCCUCUAUUAGUGGGUAGCAUUGAAAGGCACUCUUUUCAGAAUGCGAGCAAAACAAACUCUGGACGUAUGAUAGCACCAAUGGAAGCUAGUGGAGUUGUCGGUAUGCAUCUAGAUAAGCCGAAGGAAAAGCCAUCGUUCGGCCAGACAUAUAGCUUUAAGCAUUCUUCUACUGACAUUAGCAAUGAAUCGACAUCCCUUCGUUUAAGUAGUCAUCAAGUGAGUCUUCUACUCUCCUCGAUCUGGGUUCAGGCAACAACUUUCGAUAACACCCCCACAAAUUUUGAGGCAAUGGCACAUACAUAUCAUCUCGUGUUGUUAUUUACUCUGUCAAAGCACUCCAGUCAUAAGGCUCUUGCACGGUGUUUUCAGUUGGCAUUUUCCCUUAGGAGCGUUUCUCUGGAUCAUGAAGGAGGUAUGCAGCCGUCACGAAGAAGGUCUCUCUUUAAUUUGGCAUUGUACAUGCUUAUAGUCACAGCUCGAGCGGGAAAAUUUUCAAAACUAAUUUCCCCUGUGAAAUCUUCUUUGACUAGUGAAACAGCUGAUCCUUUUCUUGAGUUGGUUGAAGAUAAUAAACUUAAAGUUGCACGUUCACAACUGGGUGAUGCAAGGAAUAGUUAUGGUUCACCAGAAGAUGAAAUUGCUGCUUUGAAGUCCCUUUCUGCUGUGAAAUCAGGAGAUGAGGUGUUGAAAGAAAUGGUAGUUGAACACUUUAUUUCCUGUAAAGAGUUGUCUGAGGAAGAGUUAUCAAGCAUAAAGAAGCAACUCCUAGAAGGAUUUUCUCCAGAUGAUGCGUAUCCAUUGGGCGGUCCCUUGUUUAUGGAGACUCCACAUCCAUGUUCUCCACUUGCCCGAAUGGAGUUUCAGGCAUUUGAUGAGGCAAUGCCCUCUGCAUUAAUGGAUGAAGAAGCAUUUCCUGAUCUUUAUGGUAGUUCAUCGGGACGGAAAACAGCUCUCCCUGUCAAGUCAAUUGAUAUUUUGAGUGUGAACCAGCUCUUAGAAUCAGUUCUGGAAACAGCUCGUCAUGUCGCGAGCUUUCCUAUCUCCUCAAUGCCCAUUCCAUAUGAUCAAGUGAAGAAUCAGUGUGAGGCCCUAGUAACAGGUAAACAGCAGAAGAUGUCAGCACUUCAAAGUUUCAAAUCGCAGCAUGAAGCCAAGGUGGUACUCUCUCUCAAUGAUUCUGAAAAGGAGACUCCUUUGGCAAAUGGGGUCCUGAAGGUUCCCGAGUUGGAUGUUACAGUGGCAACCUUGGAGCAGCCGAGUCAGCUUGUUGUCUUUCCACAUGAACAUGUGCAGCAACAAUCUUUCAGGUUACCGCCUUCAAGCCCCUAUGACAAGUUCUUGAAAGCAGCUGGAUGCUAAAUAGUCCUUGCUGUUUGUAUGUAACUAUAUGCCUACUUGGUCUCGGUUACCAACACCCUAUAAAUUUAAUAGUAAAACGCUUGAGGGUUGAAAAACACAAUUGUGUCUGUGUUGUGGGGUGGGCGGGAAGUUGUUAUUGUUUCAUUCUUUAUAUGCUCAUAGAGAGAGUCGUCAAUAUAUGGUUUUGUAUUGUAUAGAAGUUCCACUCUAUAAAUGUGUGCAAAUCUAGUACAAAAGAUAAAGCAGUGUCCGUAUCCGCUUCUUUUAUCUUUUCAUUAAUGCACUUGUGGAAAUACCUUGCAGAAAUCUUCAUAAAAUCUGCAAAUCUUAAUCCUAACACAAUUUUUAGUA